Messenger RNA from Xenopus laevis (African clawed frog), 687 nucleotides. It is a transcript of the gene pomp.L, whose product is annotated as proteasome maturation protein L homeolog. Gene Ontology annotation, biological process: proteasome assembly. The coding region runs from base 153 to 581 and encodes 142 amino acids. The transcript has 6 exons. The record is from RefSeq and is a predicted model, not a curated record. Gene Ontology annotation, cellular component: nucleus; cytoplasm. NCBI's taxonomy places the organism in Eukaryota, Metazoa, Chordata, Amphibia, Anura, Pipidae.
UUUUCUGAGCGCAGAAACAUAAAGGCCUAGACACGCCCCUACGUGGCUUUACGUCCUCCCGCCCGUGACGUAGCGCCUCCUUAUCCUAUCCGUUGUGUCCGUGUGACUGCGCUAGAAAGAAAAGGUUCCGUGUGAUAGAAGCCGGUUUAGCGAUGAAUACCAAGGCUCUUGGAUCGCAGCUGAAGGACAGUAUCCCAAUUGGAGAGCUUUCCACUCAGUAUGGAGGAUAUGGGAUUCAGGAUACUCUCCGUACAGGAUUUUCAAGUGUGCAAAGUGAGCUCAUGCCAAGCCAUCCUCUGGAGCUCUCUGAGAAAAACUUCCAGAUAAACCACGAGAAGGUGAAUCUCUCCACUGUUAGGAAUAUCCAAGGGCUGCACGCUCCUUUAAAACUGCACAUGGAGUUUAAAGCAGUCAAACAGGUCCAGCGUCUCCCAUUCCUUCCCAGUUCCAACAUUGCCUUGGAUACACUGAGGGGAACGGACGAGUGCAUUGGCUUUGAGGAUAUACUCAACGACCCCUCACUAAGCGAGAUGAUGGGAGAGCCGCACUUGAUGAUGGAAUAUAAACUGGGCUUAUUGUAACAUGUUUGUGGGGGAAUAGAUUUUUGUAAAUAAACUACGGGCCAGGGAACGGUUUGAAAGCAAAUAUUUCAGUUUCCAUGAACAAUAAAAACCUGUUUAUUAACGA